Molecule: messenger RNA, 2022 nt
Organism: Nyctereutes procyonoides (raccoon dog)
Lineage: Eukaryota; Metazoa; Chordata; Mammalia; Carnivora; Canidae
Gene: SLC18A3
Product: solute carrier family 18 member A3
Exons: 2
Coding region: 1-2022 (673 amino acids)
Biological process (GO): transmembrane transport; chemical synaptic transmission
Cellular component (GO): AP-1 adaptor complex; terminal bouton; AP-2 adaptor complex
Molecular function (GO): acetylcholine transmembrane transporter activity
Source: RefSeq, a predicted model, not a curated record
AUGAGCGACGCAAGUGGCCCGGGCACCACUUGGGGGCCGAGACUCGCCGCGUCACAGCCCCGAGUGGAAAGGAUAGAAAGGAGGCGGCGGCGGAGGAGGCAAGAGCGCACGCGAGGGGAGGGAGGGCGAUCCAGGCGGGCGGCGGCGGCGGCGGCGGCGGCGCGCCCCUCGGCCCGCGCGGGCGGCCCUUCCACGCUUCGGGGACGGCUCCCCGCGAGCCAGGGGCGCGGCGUGCUCAGUCUCUGGCUCCGGCCCCGGCCCCUCGGCUCGCCCGCCUUCCCUGACCGCCCUGAGGCCAGCAGCGGCCGCCACCUGAGACACAGGGGGCGCCGCGCCGCGCGGACCGCGCCCGCGAAGUUCCGCGCCCGGGUCUCCGCACCGCAGGGCGCCGGCGCUCGGCCCCGCGAAGGCGUCCUGGGAAGAGCGGCGGAGCAAGGCGAUGGAACCCGCAGAGUCCGCAGGCCGGGGCCGGGGCCGGGGCCGGGGCCGGGCCGGGCCCGGGCGGCCGCCGUCAAGCUGUCAGAGGCGGUGGGCGCAGCGCUGCAAGAUCCCCGGCGGCACCGGCGCCUGGUGCUGGUCAUCGUGUGCGUGGCGCUGUUCCUGGACAACAUGCUGUACAUGGUCAUCGUGCCCAUCGUGCCCGACUACAUUGCCCGCAUGCAAAAGGCCAGCAGGCCCACCCCGAGCACCGAAGUGUCCCCUCUGCAGCUGACCACUCCAGCCGGUGUCGGCGCCCACAUGGGCAACACUUCCGAGUCCCCGACGGCAGCGACGGAGAAUGAGGACGUGAAGAUCGGGGUGCUGUUUGCCUCCAAGGCCAUCCUGCAGCUGCUGGUGAACCCCCUGAGCGGGCCCUUCAUCGACCGUAUGAGCUACGAUGUGCCGCUGCUCAUCGGCCUGGGCGUCCUGUUCGCUUCCACCUUGCUGUUCGCGUUCGCGGAGGACUACGCCACGCUCUUCGCUGCGCGCAGCUUGCAGGGCCUGGGCUCGGCCUUUGCGGAUACGUCCGGCAUUGCCAUGAUCGCCGACAAGUAUCCCGAGGAGCCCGAGCGCAGUCGCGCGUUGGGCGUGGCUCUUGCCUUCAUCAGCUUCGGAAGUCUAGUGGCGCCACCCUUCGGGGGCUUCCUCUACCAGUUCGCGGGCAAGCACACGCCCUUUCUGGUGCUGGCCGCUGUUUCGCUGCUCGACGCGCUUCUGCUGCUCGUAGUGGCCAAGCCCUUCUCCGCCGCGACGAGGGCGCGGGCCAACCUGCCGGUGGGCACACCCAUCCACCGCCUCAUGCUGGACCCUUACAUCGCGGUGGUGGCCGGGGCACUCACCACCUGCAACAUCCCCCUUGCCUUCCUCGAACCUACCAUCGCCACGUGGAUGGAGCACACGAUGGCGGCAUCUAAAUGGGAGACCGGCAUGGCCUGGCUGCCAGCCUUUGUGCCGCAUGUGCUAGGCGUCUACCUCACCGUGCGCCUGGCGGCGCGCUACCCGCACCUGCAGUGGCUCUAUGGAGCACUCGGGCUGGCAGUGAUCGGAGCCAGCUCCUGCAUGGUGCCUGCCUGCCGCUCCUUCGCACCGCUAGUGGUCUCGCUCUGCGGCCUCUGCUUUGGCAUUGCGCUAGUUGACACGGCACUGCUGCCCACCCUCGCCUUUCUCGUGGACGUGCGCCACGUCUCGGUCUACGGCAGCGUCUAUGCCAUCGCUGACAUCUCCUAUUCCGUGGCCUAUGCGCUCGGGCCUAUAGUGGCGGGCCACAUAGUGCAUUCGCUCGGUUUUGCGCAACUUAGCCUUGGCAUGGGCCUGGCCAACCUGCUCUACGCGCCCGUCCUGCUGCUGCUGCGCAACGUGGGCCUCCUGAGGCGCUCCCGCUCGGAGCGCGACGUGCUGCUGGAGGAGCCACCGCAGGGUCUGUAUGAUGCUGUGCGCCUGCGUGAGCGCCCGGUGUCGGACCCGGACGGCGCACCCCGAAGUCCUUCGGGCCCCUUUGACGAAUGCGAGGACGUCUACAACAAUUACUACACCCGCAGCUAG